CCUACUAAACCGCUUUUCUUAAUUAUCUACCCUUAGAUUACUUGCUUUCUUGGAGAAUUGUUUCUAUCCCUGCAUGAUGUUUGGUUGGAGAAGAAGAAAAGGGAAAUCCCAGAAGCAGGACAACAUCCAUAAAAAGGAGCUUGAAAUUCCGGGACAUUUCCGGUGCCCGAUAUCCCUUGACCUCAUGAAAGAUCCGGUGACAUUGUCUUCUGGGAUCACUUAUGAUAGAGAAAGUAUCGAGAAGUGGCUUGAGGAUGGGAACUUCGCCUGCCCUGUUACCAGUCAGGUGCUCAGAAGUUUUGAUCAGAUACCCAAUCAUUCUCUCAGGAGAAUGAUUCAAGAAUGGUGCGUAGAAAAUCGGAAUUUCGGGGUUGAACGGAUCCCAACACCCAGAAUUCCAGUCACCUCUGCUGAGGUCUCCGAGAUUCUGUCAAGAAUUACUGAGUCCAGGAAUCAGUUGGAUCAAGUGGGGUGUCGAGAUUCAGUGCAGAAAAUCAAGGAUUGGGGUAUGGAAAGCGAACGGAAUCGCCGGUGUAUAGUGGCAAACGGGGCGGCACCGGUGCUUGCAGCUGCGUAUGACGCAUUCGCAAUCGAUUCAUUUGAGAGAAACGCCAUGUUGCUGGAUGAAAUACUAUCGUUGAUGAAUUCGAUGUAUCCACUGGACGAGGAGUCUUGCAAAUUCUUGGGAUCGAAUGCCUCUUUGCGUUCCCUGGUGUGGCUUCUGAAAUGCAGCGAUAUUUCCGUGAAACAGAACUCCAUGAUUGCCCUGAAAGAGCUUCUUAGUGCCGACCAGCGGCACGGAGAGUCCUUGGCCGCCAUUGAUGGGGUCAAUGAAAUCCUAUUCAAGUUCAUCAAAGAACCCGUUUCCCCUUCAAUCACAAAAGCAUCUCUCACAGUAAUCUUCCACUUGGUUUCUUCUCCAAAUGAGAAUAUGAAAUCCGAAUUUGUCCAAUUGGGUUUGGUUUCCUCAGUCCUGGAAAUCAUCAUGGAAUCCGAGAAGAGCAUGUGCGAGAAGGCAUUAGGUGUUCUUCAUCAACUCUGCGAUUUCAAAGAAGGGAGAGAACAGGCAUACGAUAAUGCCUUAACAAUCCCUGUUUUGGUUAAGAAAAUUCUGAGAGUACCAGGAUUGGCAACUGAAUACUCUGUUUCGACAAUAUGGAAACUCAGCAAAUAUGAAAAGAAACAUGAAGGGAGGGUUUUAAUUGAAGCACUUCAAGUUGGUGCAUUUCAGAAACUGUUGCUGCUCUUACAGGUUGGAUGUGGGGAUGACACGAAGGAGAAGGCGACAGAGCUUUUGAAGCUGUUCAAUCCUUACAGAGCUGGAUUAGAAUGCAUAGAAACUGCAGAUUUCAAGAAUCUCAAUAGAUCGUUUUGAGGAAAAAAGAAUAAUAUCAAUAAAUUCUUUAUUCUUUAUUUUCUUGUGUUCAUGUUGAAUUACAUUCAUGUGGAGAUAGUAAUUCAAUUUCCACAGACAAGUUUUUGUACCGUACAAGUUGGUGAAGAAAUGGGAUGUGAGGUGUCGAGAUUUCUUCCACGAGGAAGAAUAACAAUCACGUUAUGAA
Rubroshorea leprosula is the source of this 1562-nucleotide messenger RNA. The record is from the annotation of a GenBank genome assembly. NCBI's taxonomy places the organism in Eukaryota, Viridiplantae, Streptophyta, Magnoliopsida, Malvales, Dipterocarpaceae.